AUGACUUUUCCCCCUACUGUUUUGUGUAGAACAUUUUCUUUUGUUUUUCAUCAAACAAGCACAAUUGAACUACUGCAAUUGCAGAAUCACUCUUAUAUAAAACGAAAAGAAUCAGAAAUGUCCACAAUCCCAAACUUUAAGCUAAAUACAGGUGCAGAAAUCCCAGCUAUCGGUUUUGGUACAUGGAGAUCUACUGAACAAGAAGCUUAUAAUGCUGUCAUUGCAGCACUAAAGGCUGGUUACAAGCACAUUGAUACUGCUGCAGUCUAUGGCAAUGAAGAGAUUGUAGGCAAGGCCAUCAGGGACUCGGGUAUCUCGAGAAAUGAACUAUUUAUUACUACAAAGCUAUGGAGUACUGAUCACCAAAGAGCAGAACAAGCGUUAAGAGAAUCUCUUAAAAAGCUCGGAGUUGAAUAUGUUGACUUAUAUCUUAUGCAUUGGCCUGUUACUAUGAAUGGUGAUGGUAACGAUGCCUUAUUUCCAACAAGGGAAGAUGGCUCUAGGGAUCUUAUCGAUCCGUCGAAAUGGUCUUAUCUUGAUACUUAUCUUUCAAUGGAAAAGUUGCUAGAGACUAAGUUGACCAAGGCAAUCGGUAUCUCUAACUUUUCUCUGGAUAAAGUGCAGGUUAUCUUAGACAAAGCAAAUGUAGUGCCUGCUGCCUUACAGAUUGAGUUGCACCCUUUUCUACCUCAACAAGAGUUAGUCGACUUCUGCCAAUCCAAGGGCAUUUUGGUUGAAGCAUACUCUCCCCUAGGUUCAGCUGGCGCUCCACUUUUACAAACAGCUCAACUACAAGAAAUUGCGGCUAAAUAUAAUACUACACCAGCAGCUAUUUGUAUCUCAUGGUCUGUUUGGAGAAAGGUUGUUCCGCUUCCAAAAUCUGUCACUCCAGAGAGGAUUGCAGCAAAUUUGAAGAUAGUCGAAUUAAGUGAUGAAGAUGGCAAGGCGAUUUCUAAUUUACAUAAAUCACUAGGCAUCAAAAGAUUUGUCUCCCCGGAGUGGGGUAUCAAAAUCUUUGAUUAG
Messenger RNA from Pichia kudriavzevii, 1023 nucleotides. RefSeq lists its product as uncharacterized. Gene Ontology annotation, molecular function: aldose reductase (NADPH) activity. The record is from RefSeq and is a predicted model, not a curated record. NCBI's taxonomy places the organism in Eukaryota, Fungi, Ascomycota, Pichiomycetes, Pichiales, Pichiaceae. Gene Ontology annotation, cellular component: cytosol. The transcript has a single exon. Bases 1 to 1023 code for a protein of 340 amino acids.